This is a messenger RNA of Melopsittacus undulatus (budgerigar), 493 nucleotides long. RefSeq names its product lysosomal alpha-mannosidase-like. NCBI's taxonomy places the organism in Eukaryota, Metazoa, Chordata, Aves, Psittaciformes, Psittaculidae. Gene Ontology annotation, molecular function: carbohydrate binding; catalytic activity. The coding region runs from base 1 to 456 and encodes 151 amino acids. The transcript is spliced from 4 exons. The record is from RefSeq and is a predicted model, not a curated record. Gene Ontology annotation, biological process: carbohydrate metabolic process.
AUGACGCCGCGAGGAGGAGGGGCGAAGAGGCGGCGCUCAGCCAAUGAGAGGCAGGGAGGGGCGGAGAGGGAAGAUGGCGGCCGGCGGAGGGUGCGCGCCGGAGCAGGAGCAGUUCGAGGACGCUCCCGAUGUGGAACCGUUGGAACCAACGUUGGGGAAUGUGGUGGAACAGAAGAGUCUGAAGUGGAUCUUCGUGGGGGGGAAGGGAGGAGUGGGGAAGACAACGUGCAGGACCUGUUCUCAGCCUUCACCAUCACCUCAGUGCAGGAGAUGAACUUAGGGGGGUUUCAGCCCCUUGAUGCCAUCUCCCGUCUGGUCUGGACCCCAACCACAGGUCCAUCCCAGUCCAAACCAGUAACCAAACUGGACCCUCGGCGGGUGACACUGCAGCCUAUGGACAUCAGGACGUUCCUGGUGCAUUAUGAGGGGCCUGGAGCAGCUCAUGGGGGGCUCUGAGCAUCCUUGGGGGGGUUUGGGGGGGUCCCUGUUCUGU